Camponotus floridanus (Florida carpenter ant) is the source of this 983-nucleotide messenger RNA. RefSeq lists its product as uncharacterized. NCBI's taxonomy places the organism in Eukaryota, Metazoa, Arthropoda, Insecta, Hymenoptera, Formicidae. The transcript has 5 exons. The coding region runs from base 117 to 941 and encodes 274 amino acids. The record is from RefSeq and is a predicted model, not a curated record.
CUUUACAAUAAUUGGUGUGUAAAGAUAUUGAUCGUUGAAAAUUGACAGAGAAUGUGGAAAGAAAUAAUUCGAGAAUUCAAAGGUUUAUUUAACAGUUAUCGCAGUUCUUUUGUAAAAUGUACGCGGCAGAAGAGCAUUAUUACAAAGUGAAUCGAGUACUUCUUAAGAUUCUUGGUUUAUGGCCCUAUCAGCAAUCAUACUUUACACGAAUAUAUAAAGUGCUGUUUGUUGGUCUUCUUUGGACAUUUAUUCUUGUUCAGACUGCAAUCAAUCCUAAAGAUGUUGUUUUCUAUCAGUUGUUAGUAUUCGUGACAACACAAUACAGUAUGAACCUUCUCAUCAAGAUUCUUUCAAUAGUCUUUCCUAUUCUUUUCGUUACUGUUAAGUACUGUAUGUUUAUGAUUCAAGCUGACAGUGUGAAGAAAAUGUUGGAACGAAUGCAAGAUGAUUGGAGAUUAUUGAAGAAUAAAUUAGAAGUUGAUAUUAUAGAAACAUAUGCUUACAAUAUACAAUUUUCUUCAAUAGUUUCAAUAGUGAUUGUUGUUUUUUGCUCUUUCUUGCUCUUCAUACUUCAAUUUUUGCCAUUAAUUCUUGAUGUUAUAUUGCCAUUGAAUGAAUCACGGCCUUUUCGAACUUUUAUAAUCACAGAAUAUUUUAUCAGCCAAGAAAAAUAUAUUUACAUUAUAUUGUUACACGAGGUAUUAGCAUGUUUAAUAGCAGUAAUAGCUUUAUAUGGUACGUUUAUAACAAUUUUGACAUAUAUGUGGCAUGCAUGUGCGCUAUUUAAAAUCGCAAGUAAAUUAAUGCAGUUAUCGGAUAGAGAAUGCUAUCGAAAAAAAUACAUUAAUGAUUCCUAUUUUUGGAAGACAGUACCUGUUUUAUCAGAGGCUUGUACAUGCGAUUCUUAUUCAUCGAAGAGCAGUCGAGUCAGUAUAUUUUGAUACUUCUGUCGACAAUACUCUUUUUAUAUCUUCUUUUUUAUU